This is a messenger RNA of Penicillium brevicompactum, 1494 nucleotides long. It is a transcript of the gene mmm1, whose product is annotated as ERMES complex subunit MMM1. The transcript is spliced from 3 exons. Gene Ontology annotation, biological process: phospholipid transport; mitochondrion organization. Gene Ontology annotation, cellular component: ERMES complex; endoplasmic reticulum. NCBI's taxonomy places the organism in Eukaryota, Fungi, Ascomycota, Eurotiomycetes, Eurotiales, Aspergillaceae. The record is from RefSeq and is a predicted model, not a curated record. The coding region runs from base 1 to 1494 and encodes 497 amino acids. Gene Ontology annotation, molecular function: lipid binding.
AUGGCGCUUCAACAUAAUGAUCCGGCGCAGCUUGCGCCUCAGUCUUCCUUGUCUUUUACUCAGGGAUUUCUGCUCGGUCAGCUUUCAGUGGUUCUGUUGAUCGGUGCCUUCAUCAAGUUCUUCAUCUUUGGGGAAGCACCGCCGCCGCCGUCCCGAGGCAUGUCCAAUCGCACAACCCACCGCCGCUACAGCUCUGUAUACAACCCACCUCAAGACAGCCAAAAGUCAUUACGGGAGAAACCUUCCACGUCAAAUGUGUUGCGCCCUGUACCUGCAACCUCGACAAACACCCGAUCUAUCUUGCGCAAAACAUACUACAGCGCCAUCCCCACAAAUCCCACCAGUAAACAUGGCCGGCACCGCAUGCACCACUCUUCACACCAACCUGAAUCAUUGGACUGGUUCAAUGUGCUUAUUGCCCAAACAAUCGCUCAAUACAGACAGACAGCAUACUCCCUCAAGGACUCUCCGACAUCUUCCAUCCUCAGCUCCUUGACAGCCGCCAUGAACAACCCCGAGAAGAAGCCCUCAUUCAUUGACAAAAUCAAUGUCACCGAUAUCUCACUCGGGGAGGAGUUUCCAAUCUUUAGCAACUGUCGUAUCAUCGCCGUCGAUGACCCUAUGUCGGAUGGUGGGCGGCUACAGGCUCUGCUGGAUGUCGACGUCAGUGAUGACAACCUCUCCAUCGCCGUCGAGACAUCUAUGGUAUUGAAUUACCCCAAACCACGAUCUGCCAUCUUGCCAGUAGCGCUAUCCGUCUCGGUUGUGAGAUUCUCAGGAACGCUCUGCAUAUCCUUGAUUCCGGCAUCAACAGAACCCCCAGAGCCAAUUCCAACACCAGCCGGCUCACCGGUGCCCCCACCCGCAGAACCACUUCGCAGCAAGGGAGCCGCACCCAAUGGACCCGGUGAUCAUGCCGACUCACAAGACCAGUUCCCACCGAAAAGUAGCCCGAAGAGCAAUGUCGCCUUCUCUUUCCUCCCCGAUUACCGCCUCGACCUCUCAGUACGCUCGCUCAUUGGGUCUCGUAGUCGACUGCAAGAUGUACCAAAAAUCGCCCAGCUAGUCGAAGCAAGAGUACAUGCCUGGUUCGAAGAGCGCGUUGUCGAGCCCCGAGUACAGGUUGUCGGGCUUCCCGACCUGUGGCCACGCAUGGGCCGAACUGGCGUACGAACAGGCGAGGACUCAGAUGCUGGGUCGACGGCUCCACCACGGAGCGCCGGGUCCACUGAAGCAUCAGGGCCGCCCCGUUUUGAUGAUCAUGACCAUGGGCGGGAACCAGAGGGGCUGCGGUUCCGUGGCGGUCUGGAUGCACGGUUAGGGCUCGGAGCUGGGUCGCGCGCAAGCAGCUUCAAUGUCGAUAUGGGUGGCUUGCGAAGCUCAAGCAUGACCAGGCAGGAAAGUACUGGUGCUGCAAGUGAUCACUUCGAAAUGCCUGGUGCUAUGCCGGCUGGAACACCUGUGGGCACGCCUGGCAUCCCAGAUACCUCUUGA